GUGACAGAAUAUGAACUCAACUGAAGGAGACAUUUCGGCCACUCGAAAAUCAUCAAGGACUCGACUAAAACGUGACUUUGGUACCGAUUUCAUAGACCCAACAACUGUUCGGAUAUCAGACAAGACUAACAGAACAUCAGAUGUCAAGAGAAAGAGCCAAACUCAAAGUCCUCCUUUAAAUUUGGAUGUAGAGGAGAUCAAAAAAGAGUUAGGUGAACCGAUUCAAGUAGCAACGGACAAUGUCAGAAGAAGUGACCGUCAAGUGAAGCCAUCUGCCAAAAUGGUUCUUGUCGCGGAAUGUGCAAAAGAAAUUAAAUUUGAUGUUAGAGACGAGGACCAGGCCUACAACUUUGACGAUGAGCCCGAAGAAGGAACUAGUAGUUCAAAUAGUUAUGUUCCUACAAACGUCAAAGUGGUUAAACGAAAGACUCCAACGAUGUAUGCCUAUUCUGGAUCAACUAUCGAUCAUGAGAAAAACAAACCGAAAAAAGCAAUUAUUCAACCACCACCACUGUUGGAAAUUUAUUCUCCAGUUGGGCUUACCGCAGAAGAAGAACAACGUUUAAAUGAUGAAGCUCUAGCAAAAGUUGCUGUAAUCCGCGCCGCAAACGUACAAAAAAUAUUGGAAAAGCGAUCACUAGGAAAAAUAUCCACUGGUGGGCAAGCAGCGGCACAGGAUGAAGAAAUCUUCCGUUACGUGACAUCAAAUGGAAAUUCAGAGUUAUUGAACAAAAUGCCAAAUCGAGGGAGUUUUGCAAAAGGAAUACCAUUGAACAAUAAACCGGCAACUUCAUCUUCCAGUAAUCCGAAAUUCGUUCAACUGAUGAAUCGGACAAUUGCAGUUCCGCCAUCAACAUCCAGUCGCCCUCCAAUUCCGAUUUUUCCGGUAGUCACUUCUGCACCUCGUCCUAACCAGCGACCACUUCCACAUAUGGCACCUAAGCUUCCAGUCAAAGUAUUCAUUCCAAGUCUAGCUCGAAAGAUUAAUUCAAGUGCCGUUCCAUUGCGGGAUCCAAAAAUAGAGCUGAAAGAUCCAAAAGCAGAGCUGAAAGACUCGAAUACAGUAUUGAAGGGUAUAACAAUAAAACCCCGGUUCGUUAUUGAAACACCUCGACCACCUUUCAAAAAGCCAAAGCAAGAAGAACAAGAACAUACAAAUGGAGAGAAAAAGCCUGAAAUUCUUGAUGAACCAAUCAUUCAAGAUGAACCACGGACCAUGCGUCCGCAUGAACAUUGUGCUAUCUUCAACAACUUAUCUACACCCAAACCACGGCAUGGAGAAAACACAACUAGUAUCAGGACAGUUACAAUCAUGCCCAAGUCAAUGCAUUUGAAUAAAAAUGGAGAAUCAGCCGGACCAUCACUUUUUGCUACCAACAAAAGACCACCGUCACCGCCUCCGGUACCACAGCCGCCUCCAAUAAAAAGAACUGAAAAUAGGACGGUUGUGUACAAGGGAGCAGACGGAAAAAUGCUUGUAAAAAAUAAGGUAGUCGUUGUCAACCAACACCAAGCUCAGGAAAAGCCAGCAAAUUCAACAGGGUUUCCACGACCUAUUAUCCCGAUUCCUUGGCCAAUAAGAACUCGACCACUAAGCGAUUUUGAAAAGUACCAACGGGGGAAAAACAAGUCAUAUACUACGCUUCCAGACAACGUUGCGUCUGCAAAAGUUGUCAGAAGUGUCAACAAACCUGUUGAUUCGCAAUAUGUUCUGGCAUCGGAUAAAAACAUAAACUUACAUCCCAACCAACCGCAGCUUGUGCUCCCACUUCCACAACCAAUUGAAGAACAACUACAAACAGAAGUGAAGGAAGAGCCAAAGGACGAAGGUGUCAAAGAAGAGCCAUUGGACGACUACGAGCAUGUUGACAAUGAUCAGGAACAAGAAAAAACGGCAUCAUCUACAAGCCCAGUAAUUACAAGUAUUGUCGUACCACGACCUUCAAAAGAAUACAGGAAAAGAAGAAUGCCGGAAGUUCACUACGAAAGAAAAAGUGCAUCUCCUAGGCAAAUUUUUCUUGGAGCAGAAGAGCCUAUGAAGGACUCCACAAUUUACCAAUUAAAACGAUUUACCGUUGGAACCAUCAGUCUUACCGAACAGAAAACUGUGGAACGGAUCAAACAAGAAAUUCCUAGCUCAGAAUGUUCAACUGCGUCUUUAGACGGUGACGGCAGAGAAAAGUCUUUUGAAACUGGAAAUGAUGAAGUCAUUGAUGCUGAGCAAAUUCGACAGAAGGAAGCACUCGCUCAAAAAAUCACAAUCAAUGAAUACAAAAUUUUGGACUAUAUGAAGUCGGAAGACUUCAAGAAAUGUUUACCGUUGGAGAAAGAAGUUACUGAAUUCGGAAAAGUAUUCAUGGCACCCAAUGUUCUUGCGAAUGUUCCUGAAUUUAGUGAUUCUUUAUAUUGGUCUAAACCAGAUCUUUAUAUGGACCUUACGCGCAUUCAUCGCAUAAAAUACUAUGAAGCAAAUAAAACAAUGAAUGGAUAUCCGAUUAAGAGCACAAAAGCACUUGGACCACCACAAUUUGAAAAAACAAAGCCUCCAGUAAGGAUGAGUGAUGCGCCAGUUUCUGUAAAAGAUGUUGUCAAUAAGUUGAUUCGGAAGAAGCCUCGAUUAGUUGAAGUUGUCUGGAAUGGGAUCACUACUCAAGUACCAGAAGAGAUUGUAUGUCACUUGUGUUAUGACUUGAUGCGACUAUGCAUGAGACGAUCCAACUAUCGAGGAGAGAUGAGAGAAUAUCCUGCUUACAGAUGCCUUCGAAAAGGAUGUCAAACUUUCCGCUCAAUUAAGAAACAGAUUGAUUUGAAUGUCAAACAAGGGAAACUGUAUAGCCUUGGUCCUGGAGAAGCAUCAACUUCAGAUCUGAAAACAACAAGUGAGGAGAUUGUGUAUAUGAGACCUAUCACUGCCCAUACUCGGCCCAGCGCUCGUGAUUUGUUUGAGAAGAAUAAGUCGGAGCCUUCUGAAUCAAGAUAUAAAGUAAAAACAAGGGAAGAGUACAUGAAAGAAAACGACGAAGAGGAAGAAUUGGCUGGAGAAACUGUUAGUUUCGAAUAUUUCACAGAAAAUCAUGCGUAUCAAGACCCGUUGGGCCGGUAUUUGGAAGGCUCUAGAAGUCCAACACCAGAUUGGGAAGACGACAACGAGAGUUCGAGUAGUAAUGUGGUUGAUUACCGUUCACUGGCCAAAUACAAUUCGAAACAUUUGCCAUCAAGUUUGCUCGCCGCCCAUGGUAUUCAAAUUGAAUCACAGUUGGUUAAGGAGGUAAAAAUCGAACAAGAAAUGUUGAUGGAGGAGAAGAAACCGGAAUCAUUGCUCUUGUGAAUAUCAGAUAAAACAUCCUACACAGUCACCCUCCAUUUCAAUCUUCAAUUUGAAUUUUUCCUCAUUGAAUAUAUUUUGCAAAAUUAGCUUGUUCAAAAAUUUCUUGCUCUGUAUUGUCAUGUCAUAUUAUUUCAAAUUACACUUGUACUUGAACAAAUUAUUUGUUUACUCUUUUCAUAAAGUUUUAUCAAUUUUU
Caenorhabditis elegans is the source of this 3524-nucleotide messenger RNA. It is a transcript of the gene ZK154.5, whose product is annotated as Flocculation protein FLO11-like. The record is from RefSeq and is marked reviewed. The transcript has 8 exons. NCBI's taxonomy places the organism in Eukaryota, Metazoa, Nematoda, Chromadorea, Rhabditida, Rhabditidae. Bases 11 to 3328 code for a protein of 1105 amino acids.